Teleopsis dalmanni is the source of this 2071-nucleotide messenger RNA. RefSeq lists its product as uncharacterized. NCBI's taxonomy places the organism in Eukaryota, Metazoa, Arthropoda, Insecta, Diptera, Diopsidae. The transcript has 3 exons. Bases 1 to 1752 code for a protein of 583 amino acids. The record is from RefSeq and is a predicted model, not a curated record.
AUGCCUUACGCAGAUCCAUUUAGUGCGGAAAUAAAAAAAAUAUUUAAACCACAAAAAUAUAAACCCUGUACCAAUGAUAAACCACUUGUUAGUGUUUUAUAUGACAUGAAUCAGGAAAAGUAUCUAUUACACAUCGAAAACGAAACCUUCUUAUCACAGCACAAAAAUGCGAAUAACUCUGAGGCUGAAAAUCAGUUGAGCUGCUGUUAUCGUCAAAUAGUACGUUCCGGAAGUGGCAGCAAGGCCGAUAAUGCGUUUAAAUUAUUGCCAUGUGAAAAUUUUGUUCAGAAUUUUGUCGUACCCGAGCAUAUUGAAUUCAUCAUAGUAGAAUGUAGAAAAAAAUCUACUUUAAUACAAAAAGAUGCUUUCUCGUUUAUUCAAUAUAAAAAUAAAACCAAGACGAUAACAUCUGGAUCUAUAAGAAAGCCAAGUGUCUUCCUGAUAGGAAUAGAUAGUUUAUCGCGCAUGAAUUUUCGCAGAACAAUGCCUCAGACACAUCAAUAUUUAGAAGAAAACAAUUGGUUUGAAAUGCAAGGAUAUAAUAAGGUUGGAGACAAUACAUUUCCAAACCUGAUGGCCCUCCUAAAUGGUAAUAAUGAAACUAUAGCCUACAGAGACUGCAAACCGAAAACAGUGGGUGGACUUGAUAACUGCUAUUUCAUCUGGCAAAACUACCAAAACUUUGGUUAUAGAACUGCAUAUGCUGAAGAUGUAGUAUCUUUAAGCACAUUUAACUAUUUAAAAAAAGGCUUUAAAACACCACCAACUGACUACUAUAUACGUCCAAUGGUGUUAGCAUUGGAGAAGAAUUUAAAAGUACAAAAAAAGGAUGGGUUGCCUUAUUGUCUAGGGAGGAAGCAUUACGGUACAUAUAUUUACGAUUAUGCAUUACAAUUGGCAAAUCGUUUUGAGAAUGAACCCACCUUUGGUUUAUUUUGGACAAAUUCAUUUAGCCAUAAUAGAUACGAUACAUCCGCAACAAUGGAUGUCAAAAUGUUGGAAUAUUUAAAAAUAUUCAAAACGAAUGGCAUCUUAGAAAAUUCUAUAGUUAUAUUCUUCAGCGAUCAUGGACGUAGAUUUGGCACCUUAGUAACGUUAGCUGGUGGUUUUUUAGAGGAACGUUUACCUAUGUUUUACAUAUCCUUACCAAAGUGGUUUAAAAAUCAAUAUCCGGAUUUUGUCAAAGCACUACAAAUCAAUCGUAAUCGUCUAACGACACCCUAUGACAUACAUAUGACACUGAAGCAUAUAUUAGAAUUAAGUCAGCCGGGUCUGAGUUUACCAAUGGCAAACGGUUGUGCAAAAUGUCAAAGUAUUUUUCGUGAAGUACCGGUAAAUCGUAGUUGUGCUGAUGCUGGCAUACCAGAACAUUGGUGCACUUGUACACAUUAUGAAAAUCAAUCCAAAAAAGACAAAAUUGUAAAAUAUGUAACACAAAAAAUAAUAGAUCAAAUGAAUUCUUACUUAAAAGACAAGACAUUAAGUAAGGUAUGCAGCGAACUGAAAUUAAAAGAUAUUAAUACGGCACACUUGAAGGUGGAAGAAGAUGAUGGAAUACAGUAUAACCCAACUUAUAGAAUCCGUUUUGUUGUAUAUCCAAAAAAAGCUAAUUACGAAGCUACUGCGAUAUAUAAUCCUGGAAAGAGAAGUGUAGAAUUGAACGUCGAGGAUAUAAGCUGUCUCAGUUCUUAUGAAAACGUAUCACAAUGCAUUAAUGAUAAACAGGCGAAAAAAUACUGCAUAUGCAAGUGAAGAUAUUUGCUACAAUCAUCUGCUUAGUUUGAGAGAUCUUCAGCGUUUAGUUAAUCUAGUCCGUCCUGAGGUAUACAAUACUUACAACCGUUUCAUUUAAUGAACUUUAAGUUACGAGUGCUUGCAGGUGACCCAACAGUAGAGCAGUGCAAGGUAUGGAAUAUAUUUGAAUGUGUUUGCAACUGUUGGACAUCGGUUAAAUAUAUAGUGAUAAAUACGGAUUGGAUUUAAUAUGUGAUAGCUUAUUUUGAAACUGCUGUGCAGAAAGAUUAUGACUCGAGAGGAAAGUUAAGCUGUGUAUCUUCCAGAUUAUUGUGAA